UCCAGCCAGCACUGAUUUCUGGCCACUAUCUGGACAUGUUGGAGGCUAGAAGACUGACUAAGCAGGGAAAUUGAGGAAGUCAAUUUCCGCUCAAGAUGAAGGAGAAUUAAAACUGAAGUUCUGUUGCCUGCUCUGAAAAGAAAGUAUAUAUCUACCCAUACCCAUAACACACAUACACCAUAUAUGUAUGUAAGUAUGUAUGUAUGUAUGUAUGUAUGUAUAAAUAUUAAUCACUGUCUAUUUUGAAUACAUAACGGAAAGAGGAAACUUGAGAGUUUAUAAGGUUGGUGCUGUAUGUAACAAAACUGUGACUGAAUCUGGAUGUUCUGCUUUGGAUACCACGAAGCCCCUUCCAGAAGUUGGCGUGCCUUGUUUCUUCUCCAUAGAGCAUUAGUUAUGCAUCGAUGUGGCCUUCUCACAUCCUUUAAAGAGCCAGUGCCUUUGAAAAGCAUUUCAGUGGAUGUCAUUAUACGAGGUUUCGUGGCUGACGUCGUAUCGGAACUCCAGUACCAGAAUGAGGAAAAGAAUCCAGUGGAGGCCACUUUUGUCUUCCCUCUGGAUGAUGAAGCUGCAGUUUAUGCCUUUGAAGGUCUGAUAGAUGGGAAACGGAUUGAGGCCCAGAUCCGAGAGAAGAAGCAGGCAGAGCAAGAAUAUGAUGAUGCCCUGAGUGAAGGCCACCAGGCUUUCCUGCUUGGGAGAGAAGAAAAUACCAGUGACAUUUUCAUGUGCAACCUGGGCAAUCUUCCUCCUGGUGGGGAAGCCACACUUAAACUGCGCUACGUUCAAGCACUAGCAGUGGAACCAGAUGAUGCCGUCCGUUUUGUCCUGCCAGCUGUCUUGAACCCCCGCUAUGUUCCUGAAGGCUCAGAAGGGGGCACCGUUUCCCAGCAGAUACCACGAGUGUCCACAGAAGCUCUACCUUAUGCUCUCACCCUCAGUGCCAAGGUGGAGUCCCCCUAUGGCAUCAACCGGGUGGAUUCAAAAUGCAGUCUUAUACAAAAUAUGUCAGAGGAUCGCACUGCUGCCCAGGUCUCCUUGGCUAAAGGGCACCAAUUUGACCGUGAUGUGGAACUGCUGAUAUAUUAUGAAGAUGUGCACAAGACCAGUACCAUUUUAGAGGCUGGGAAAUCUGGAGCUACCCCAGGUUCACUGAUGGGAGACCCAGCCCUCCUGCUAAGCCUGUACCCAAACAUUCCAGCUGCCAAAGCAGGUCAGUGUGUUCCUGGAGAGUUUAUCUUCCUGCUGGAUCGCUCUGGCAGCAUGGGUACCCUCAUUGGUUACAGUUCGGGCUCACAAUCACGCAUCGAGAGUGCUAAGGAGACCUUGAUUUUCUUGCUAAAGAGUCUCCCUCUGGGAUGUUACUUCAACAUCUAUGGUUUUGGCUCUACUUAUGAUUCAUUUUACCCGCAGAGUGUUAAGUAUACCCAGGAAACUAUGGAUACAUCUGUCCAACGUGUGAAGGAGUUGCAUUGUGACUUGGGAGGUACAGAGAUUGUAAAACCCCUGAAGGCUAUUUACAGCCAGCCAUGCUUUGAAGGACAUCCUCGACAGAUCUUUGUGUUCACUGAUGGAGAAGUGUUCAAUACAAAUGAGGUCAUUGCUGAAGUUCGACGUAACAGUCACUUCCAUAGGUGCUUCUCCUUUGGAAUUGGGGAAGGGGCUUCCACAUCCCUGGUCAAAGGCAUUGCUCGAGCUGCUGGAGGCAGUGCUGAAUUCAUUACUGGCAAGGAACGCAUGCAGGCCAAGGCUUUGCAAAGUCUGAAGAAAGCCCUUCAGCCAGCAGUAUCAGGGAUCUCUCUGAACUGGGAACUGCCAUCUGGCCUUGAAGCCAAACUUGUGGGGUCAGGCCCUCAGGUCAUUUUCCAAGGUCAGCGCUGCCUCAUCUAUGCCCAGAUCCAGGGCCAACUUCAGAUGACAGGCUCCAUGGAGGGGACAGCCAUUGUUCGGUAUAAUUUCCAAAAUGAGAGUCCCACAGAAACAACAAAGUUCUCACUCCAACUUGAGAAGACAGACAGGCUCCCUGUUCACCGUCUUGCAGCUCAGGCGCUGUUGCAGGAAUUAGAAGAGGACAAGGAGACGGUGGAGGAAAAGCGGCUUCUGGCGCUAGAGACAAGCCUGAGCUCUGGGGUGGUGUGUUCCCAGACAGCCUAUGUGGGUGUGAACACGGAGCUGGGCAAGCCGGUUCAAGGACCUCUCCUCCGCCGAGAUGUCCCCCUUCCAGCUGCAGUUUUCACAUCUGCAUCGCCAGUAGCGCUCCAACUGAAAGUGGGAUCAUCACGUAAAAAUAAAUGCAGUUCAGCUGCCAAAUCAGAUCAUGGAACAUAUUUUGGCUCACAGUUGUUAGGUUCAGUUUUCAAUGUGAGGGCGAAGAGAUGUGCUGUACCACUAACGGAAUUUGAAGUGAGAAAAUCACCCCAUCCAGCAAUAGCUUUGAACAGCUCAAGAAGCAGAACUAAGGAAGAAGAAUCUCCUCUUUUGAAAUUGGUAUCCCUGCAGAAUGCAGAUGGCUCCUGGCCUCAUGGGCCUGCCUUAGCCACCAUACUAGACCUGAGUGAAGCUGAAAUCUCAGACAAAGCACCAACCCAUGUGACCCCAGAUAUAUGGGCAACAGUGCUGGCUAUUCUCUGGCUUCAUUUGAAUGCUGCAGAGAAGAGAGAUGAAUGGGAACUGCUGGAAGGAAAAGCUGUCCAUUGGCUCCAAGUGAAUUCAGGAGAUCAACUGGCUAAGUGUGUGAAUGCUGGCAAUGAACUUCUGGGAAGUAGAGUCAGCCCCCAGGUAUUUGGGCUCUGAGGUUACAGUGUCAUCCUAUGCCUGAAACUGGAACAUCUGCAUCUAUUCUGCUUCUUUUCUUGUUGCAAUGUAAUCUGCUACAACCUCUAUUAGAAUCUACUAGGUCCUGGGUUGUCAUUCCCUUGAAAGUACCAGUGCCUUGCUUACAAACUCACUAAGUUCUAAUGCAUCACAAAUUGCUUUACCAGUGCAUUGAUAUGCAAGCAUUCUAGGCAUAAAUGUAGCAAUAGUAAGAGUAUUUAGGCUUAUAUAUCACCCUAUAGCAUUUUACAGCACUCUCUGGGAGGUUUACAAUAUUGAAGCAUUAUUUGCAUAUUGCCCCCAAUUGUCUGGGUCCUCAUUUUAUCAGUCUUGGAAGGAUGGAAGGCUGAGACAACUUUGAGCCCUAUCAGGAUUGAACUCCUGUGUGCAGAGUUUGCUGGCAAUACUGUAUUUUAAACACUAUGCCACCAAUAGAUUUAUAUUUAUUCCAUGCUAUAUAUAUAUGUGCCUGGGGGGAAAACAUCACUUUUGAAAGAAUGAAAAUUAAGACUAAUACCUAGCACCCCAAUAUUUCUGCUUUAAUUUGUUAAAGUUUAUAUUAAGACCUUGGAACAUAAGUAUGUAUGCAUCCUCCACUAAUUAAAAAUUAGGGAUGCAUUCCUAAUCCCACCAAAGCCUGAGAUGGAUUCAUAUAAUAAAUGUGAUCUGAGAGAGCAAUAAAGGAUUAAACGAUCUAGUUAAGAAUAAAAAGAUAAUGUUAAGAUAAUGUUUCUGAUUGGUUGUCAAUUUUAUUACGCUGGCAAUAUAAAAUAAUGAAGGAGAUGCUUACAAAAAGAACCACUUUGGUAUAGUGAUUAAGGCAUCAAGUUAUUUUGAGUCUUGCUGCAGGCACAAAACAGCUGGAUGAUCUUGAGCUAAUUAUACUCUUAGCCUUUGGAAGCAGGCAAUGGUAAACCACUGCUGAAAAACCUUACCAAAAAACAAACUGCAGUGU
Molecule: messenger RNA, 3766 nt
Organism: Pseudonaja textilis
Lineage: Eukaryota; Metazoa; Chordata; Lepidosauria; Squamata; Elapidae
Source: RefSeq, a predicted model, not a curated record